AUGGCGCUUCUGCAAGGACAUGCCGAUUUGCGUCUUGCACGCCUGCUCUCCCUUCCCGCGCUGCUGUUCCCUGUGAUGACGCUAUUGCUGGGAGCUUCGAGCCAAGUCACUUACAAUGUUAAUAAGCCCGGAGCUGUAACAGGAACAAUCUCUUACCUCAGAUUGGACGCGCAUAAUGGGUCGACGGAGCCCCACUUCUACCUGAGCCAGCAGCACCGCGGAAAGAUCUUCCGGCUGGUGUUCUGCGGCGCGGUGUUGCCCGACGCUGUCCUAACCGACACCCUGGUAACUGUCAAGUUCAACAGAAUCAUUAACGGCGUCAUGUACUCCUGCUCUACCCCGCUCGAGACAGCUGAGCAGCGGUUGCGGCGCCGGCAGCGGCGGAUGCUGCUCGGUGACGCGAUCACCACUCCCACUGCCCCCCGUAUCUUGGUAUACUUGCCCACGUUCUGCGGCUUCGCAGGACCAGCUGCCACCACACCGGAGCAAGUUGUCAAUUUCUUCAAUGCUGGCAGCGGCACCUACCCCAGCCGUUCCUUGGCGGGUUACUACAACACCUGCAGCUACGGCCAAGUCAAUCUGCUUCCCGAGAACGUCAAGGUGCUAGACGGGGUUGAGGUACCCUGCAGCGGCGCCCUCAAGCCACCCUACCCCUUCGCCACAGGGCCCAGCUUCACAAGCCGCUCCUGCAAUGAAUUAGACAACAUGCCUAAAUGGCAUUAUUGGCUUGAUGCCUGGGCCGCCGCAAAUUACGGUGUUAACGCAUCCUCCUACCACCACCGGGUCUUGAUCCUUCCGCCGAACUUCUCCACGCUGGUCUCUGGCUGCGGCGGCUUUGCUGGUCUUGCCACAUCGGGUCGGUGGACCACCGCCACCGCGCCGCCGCUCAACAACUGGGGCUCCGGUUUGCUGUGGUUGUCUGGUGAGCACUUUGGAAACUUGGAAGUCCUUUUUCACGAGAUAAGUCACCAUUACGGCCUGGCUCACGCGGACACUCCCACGGGCUGCGACCUGGGAGAUCAGUGCGACCACACUUGCACCAUGGGUGCAGUUGGAGGCCAGGGCAUUCGCUGCUACAACGCCCCUCACAACUGGCAGGUCGGUUGGGGCAGGCCAGUACUACAGCUGGACGACUCCGGUCUGCCGUACGGCCAGUCAGCCUCCGUAAACAUCCCGCCUCAGAUGUCCGCCGUGCAAAGCUCGGUGAUGGUGUCUGCGAGCGGCAUGCCAGCAAACCAGCGCCUCUUCAUCUCAGCGCGCAUGAACGUCUACCCGUACGAGCUUCCGUGGUCCAAGAAAUCAGACAACAUACCUUACGUCCUGAUGCACACGUACAACGGCACGGAUAAAUCCCCCAAGAUCCAGACCGUGAUAGUUGGCGAGAUCCGGAUCGGCAGUACGUGGCGUGAUGCGGGAAGCGGCAUCACGGUGCGCUUCGAUUCCUGGAGCAACACCACAGGCGCCACUGUACGAAUUUGUCGCCAAAAAUCGUCCGUUGAAGCCAACUGCAACGAUGGCUUGGAUGAGGAUUGUGACUUUCUGACGGAUGCUGAGGACCCCGACUGCCCCAUCCGCCCAAGCACAAGUGCCGCUCCACCUCCUCGGCCGCCGCCACCCCCGCCUCCGUCGGCUUUACCGCCGCCACCAUCGCCCAUUACCAGGCCGCCACCCCCGUCUCCCAGACGUCCAUCUCCUCCGCCUUCGCCCAAGCCACCGCAGCCCAAUUCCCCAUCGCCGAGGGCGCCGGCCCCGCCGUCACCCCCACCGCCGUCACCCCCACCGCCCUCCCCAUCACCUCCCAGGUCCCCACCGCCGCCGCCACCGCGACCGUCACCCCCACCGCCGUCACCCCCACCGCCGUCACCAUUACCUCCCAGGUCCCCACCGCCGUCACCGCCACCGCCGUCACCCCCACCGCCCUCACCGCCACCGCCGUCACCCCCACCGCCCUCGCCAUUACCUCCCAGGCCGCCGCCGCCGCCAUGA
This is a messenger RNA of Volvox carteri f. nagariensis, 1986 nucleotides long. RefSeq lists its product as uncharacterized. Bases 1 to 1986 code for a protein of 661 amino acids. NCBI's taxonomy places the organism in Eukaryota, Viridiplantae, Chlorophyta, Chlorophyceae, Chlamydomonadales, Volvocaceae. The record is from RefSeq and is a predicted model, not a curated record. The transcript has 6 exons.